Molecule: messenger RNA, 1242 nt
Organism: Rotaria sp. Silwood1
Lineage: Eukaryota; Metazoa; Rotifera; Eurotatoria; Philodinida; Philodinidae
Source: the annotation of a GenBank genome assembly
AUGACUGAUAAGCAUUCAACUGAUCAGAAUAAUAAUAAUCAUAACAAGAAAAAAGUUACUGAUAGUAGUGACGAAAAAAUUGAGAAUAGCAAUAAUGGAAUAACAGAAUUGACACAUAAUGCUUACGAUAAAUUUCGAGAUUCAGCAAGCAGCACUUCCUCCAAUAGCCUGAAAAGACAAAAAAAUCGAUUUUGUUCAUCAUCAAUGAAUCAAUUAGGUGGUGAAUUUAUUAAUGGUCGUCCAUUACCAACUGAUACACGUGAACGAAUAGUUGAAUUAGCUGAAAGUGGUGUACGUCCAUGUGAAAUAAGUCGUCAACUUCAAGUAUCACAUGGUUGUGUUAGUAAAAUAUUAAAAAGAUAUCGUCUAUUUGGUACAACACAUCCUGGUUUAAUUGGUGGUUCAAAGCCUAAAGUAGCUACACCUGAUGUUGUCCGACGUAUUCGUGAAUAUAAAGGAAAUAAUCCUCAAAUAUUUGCAUGGCAAAUUCGUGAAAGUCUUCAAAAAGAAGGCAUAUGUCCAUCGGAUAAAUUACCAAGUGUAUCAUCAAUAAAUCGAAUUGUUCGUAGUAAUCGACGAAUUGUUUUUAAUAAUGAUGGAAGUUUUACUGAAUUUGAUUCUGAUUUUGAUUCUCGAGAUGGUAGUGAUAAUGAAAAUGAAAUUUCAAUUAAAUCCGAAUCAAGUCAAAAUUCAUCAUCAUCUCGUUCAUCAAAUAUUCGUCAUCGUGGUGAUUGUCGUUGUGAUGUUUGUAUAAAAAAAUAUAAAUUUGCUCCAUCAUUGUAUAAUAAUAAUACAACAAAAAAAUCAACACCUAUUGAUCAUGAAGAAACAAGUGAUUCGAACAGUAUGUCAAUGACAACAAUCUCUGAUGAUGAUCAAAUAAAACAAUCACCUCCACCACCACCAGCUAUACAUUGUCGUUUAACACCAACAAAUAUUGAUGAUGAUGAUAUUAAACCACUUGAUUUAUCAAAAAAACAAAAUGAACAACCAUUAAACUUAUGUUCAAAACGUAAACGAUCUGUACCUGUUAGUUUAUCAAAACGAAAUAAUACUAAUAAUCCUAAUAUUACUAAUAAUAAUACAUUAAAUUCUUCAUCGAUAUCAACAAAUCCAACAUCAUCAAUGUUUUUGCCAUUUUAUGCAAUGUCACCAUUUUUUGAUUCAAAUCAACAAGAAAUCUUUCAACAAAUGCAAACAUACUAUUUACAAUUACAACAAAAAUUAACGAAGAAUAAAUAA